Trichoderma asperellum CBS 433.97 is the source of this 825-nucleotide messenger RNA. RefSeq lists its product as uncharacterized. The record is from RefSeq and is a predicted model, not a curated record. Gene Ontology annotation, cellular component: cytoplasm. NCBI's taxonomy places the organism in Eukaryota, Fungi, Ascomycota, Sordariomycetes, Hypocreales, Hypocreaceae. Gene Ontology annotation, molecular function: aldehyde-lyase activity.
AUGUCUUAUAUCGCAGCGGGAGCAACGCCUGGCGGCGCAAAGGCAACGGUGCGAGAGGGUAACAGGCUCAAAGCCUUGUUCGAUGCGAACAAACCUGCCUGGGGAGGCUGGCAGAUGAUUCCCGGGGCGGCACCAGCCAGGAUACUGGCACAAUCGGGCGUAGAUUGGGUGCUGGUGGACUGUGAGCAUGGAAGCUUGGACGAUCGUGCAAUGCAUGAGUCAGUUCCAGCUAUUGCGGCACUGGGAGUCUCUCCCAUUGUGAGAAUCCCGGGAAUGGAGCCAUGGAUGGUAAAGCGUGCAUUGGAUUGUGGCGCCCAUGGUAUUCUUGUCCCACUAUUGCGUACCGUCAAGGAGGCCGAGGAUCUCGUCCAGGCCGCCAAAUUCCCUCCUUUGGGGAAGCGAGGCUUUGGAUCUCCUUAUUCUGCCAAGCAGUUUGGCGCCACUAUCUCUUCUCUCGAAUACCUUAACCAAGCCAAUGAGAAUAUCUUGACUAUGGUUCAGAUUGAGACAAAAGAAGCUCUUGAGGCCGUGGACGAAAUUGCUGCUGUCAAGGGAGUUGACGUGCUGUUCGUUGGUCCAUUUGAUCUUGGCAUAAACAUCGGGCACCGCGUCAGCGAGGCCGGCAUCCCCCCAGAACUCGACGAUGCUAUCUCAAAGGUCCAGGUCGCUGCUAAGAAAGCCGGCAAGAAAAGUGGCAUCUAUACUUUUAACGGUGCCCAUGCCAAGCAGUGCCAGCAGCGAGGAUUUGAUAUGGUCCACGUCGUCACGGAUUACAUGGGCCUUGAGGACGUAGUCAAGCAGUAUCUUACUACUGCCAAAAGUUAA